CAAAGUUUUUAACAAAAACCCCAACACACUCGCACUCUCUCGCCAUCCAACUCUUCCAAUGUCUUCCUCCAUCGUUUUUAAGUCCUUCACCGGACUCCGCCACUCCACCACCGUUGAUUCAUCUAAAACUACCACCCCUCUUAACCGCCAGCACCGCCGGAGCCUCCAAGUUUCCGCCAGCAAAACCAGCCCCAAGCUCCAAAACCGCAACCUCCGUGUAGCUGUCAUCGGUGGUGGCCCUGCUGGUGGUGCUGCUGCUGAAACACUCGCUAAAGGUGGCAUUGAAACUUUCCUGAUCGAGCGUAAGCUUGACAACUGCAAGCCAUGUGGUGGAGCUAUCCCACUUUGCAUGGUGGGUGAGUUCGAUUUACCAUUAGAUAUUAUUGACAGGAAAGUAACUAAAAUGAAAAUGAUAUCUCCAUCAAAUAUAGCUGUUGAUAUUGGUCAGACUCUAAAGCCUCACGAGUACAUUGGUAUGGUGAGAAGAGAGGUUCUUGAUUCUUAUUUAAGAGAGAGAGCUCAGAGUAAUGGUGCUAAGGUUAUUCAUGGUUUGUUCUUGAAAUUGGACAUUCCUAAAGGCAGUGGUAAUAAUGCACCUUAUGUUCUACAUUAUAACGAGUACGAUGGAAAGGUUGGCGGAACUGGGCAAAAGAAGACUCUUGAGGUUGAUGCUGUAAUUGGAGCUGAUGGUGCUAAUUCUCGUGUUGCCAAGUCUAUUGGCGCUGGUGAUUAUGACUAUGCCAUUGCCUUUCAGGAGAGAAUCAAAAUCCCAGAUGAUAAAAUGGUGUACUAUGAGAAUUUAGCAGAAAUGUAUGUUGGUGAUGAUGUGUCCCCAGAUUUUUACGGUUGGGUGUUCCCUAAAUGUGACCACGUUGCUGUUGGAACUGGGACAGUAACUCAUAAAGGGGACAUCAAGAAAUUCCAAUUAGCUACAAGAAACAGAGCUAAGGACAAGAUUCUCGGUGGUAAGAUUAUUCGAGUGGAAGCACAUCCUAUACCGGAACACCCUAGGCCUCGCAGGUUAUUGGACAGAGUUGCAUUAGUCGGCGAUGCAGCUGGAUAUGUGACGAAAUGCUCAGGUGAAGGCAUCUAUUUCGCAGCGAAAAGUGGAAGAAUGUGCGCGGAGGCAAUCAUUGAAGGGUCGGAGUAUGGGAAGAGAAUGGUGGAUGAGAUUGAUUUGAGGAAGUAUCUAGAGAAAUGGGACAAGACUUAUUGGCCAACGUAUAAAGUGUUGGAUGUAUUGCAAAAAGUUUUCUACAGGUCGAAUCCUGCAAGAGAAGCAUUCGUGGAGAUGUGCGCGGACGAGUAUGUGCAGAAGAUGACUUUUGAUAGCUAUUUGUACAAGAGAGUUGUGCCUGGUAAUCCUUUGGAUGAUUUGAAGUUAGCUUUUAAUACAAUUGGAAGCUUGGUGAGGGCUAAUGCUCUUAGAAAGGAAAUGAACAAGCUCAGUGUAUGAAGAAACAUGUAACUAAUUAACUUGAGAAACUAUGCUAGAUUUAUGCCUCUGUUAAUUUUCCCCUACCUUUGUGCGCUGGGAGAUUUAUAAUUUACAUAAUUGAUUUGCAUAUUUUGUUCAA
Molecule: messenger RNA, 1577 nt
Organism: Ricinus communis (castor bean)
Lineage: Eukaryota; Viridiplantae; Streptophyta; Magnoliopsida; Malpighiales; Euphorbiaceae
Product: geranylgeranyl diphosphate reductase, chloroplastic
Exons: 2
Coding region: 59-1456 (465 amino acids)
Biological process (GO): photosynthesis; chlorophyll biosynthetic process
Cellular component (GO): chloroplast thylakoid membrane
Molecular function (GO): FAD binding; oxidoreductase activity, acting on the CH-CH group of donors, NAD or NADP as acceptor
Source: RefSeq, a predicted model, not a curated record